GCGCAGCAGCGGUGAGGAGAGUGCGCAUGUGCAGACACGUACAUGACAGUUUAGGGAAUGAAAAGAUGUUUGUGUUUUAUUUCGCGACUUGUUUAUAUUUCAGCGGAACAUAAUAAAGAUGUUUCACUCAUUCACUCCUUUAGACUUCAUUAUACUCGUACUAAAGCAGUUAAAACACUGUCGAAGUACAGGUGUGAAGAGGGAAAAUCAUCAGACAGUCAGAAAUGGAGGAAUCUUGAACAUAAAGGUCCAUAUUUCCCUCCAGAAUAUGAGCUGCUGUCUGAUAAUGUCACAUUGUAUUAUGAUGGACGGCCGGUGAAACUGAGUCCAGUCACAGAGGAGAUUGCAACGUUCUACGCUAAGAUGCUGGACCACGAGCACUCCAGCAAACACGUGUUCCAGAACAACUUCUUCACUGAUUGGAAAGAGGAAAUGACCAAAGACGAGAGGAAGUUGAUCAAGACGCUCUCAAAGUGCGACUUCAGUGAAAUCCACAAAUACUUUGUGGAGAAGUCGGAGGAGAGGAAGAACAUGAGCAAAGAGGAAAAGCAGGUCCUGAAGGAGGAGUCCAAUCGUCUGACAGAGGAGUACGGUUACUGUCUGCUGGACGGACACCGCGAGAAAAUCGGAAACUUUAAGCUAGAGCCGCCGGGUCUGUUCCGCGGGCGAGGAGAACACCCCAAGAUGGGCAAACUGAAGAAGCGCAUUCAGCCCGAAGACGUCAUCAUCAACUGCGGCAAAGACUCGAAGAUCCCCGAAGCUCCUGCAGGUCACCGGUGGAAGCGUGUUCAACAUGACCACACGGUCACAUGGCUGGCGUCCUGGCUGGAGAACAUUCAGGGACGACCCAAAUACAUCAUGCUGAACCCCAGCUCCAAACUGAAGGGGGAGAAGGACUGGCAGAAGUAUGAAACGGCUCGUCAGUUGAAGAUGAGCGUGGACUCCAUCAGGAAGGAGUACCGCCGGGACUGGACGUCCAGAGAGAUGAAGACCAGACAGAGAGGAGUCGCACUGUACUUCAUUGAUGAGCUGGCCCUGCGAGCAGGUAAAGAGAAGGACGAUGAGUCCGCUGAUACGGUAGGCUGCUGUUCUCUGCGUGUGGAGCACAUCACUCUUCACAUGGACGGACCGGAGUAUGUUGUCGAGUUCGACUUCCCGGGCAAAGACUCCAUCCGCUACCGCAACAAAGUGCCAGUAGAGAAACAGGUUUUCAAAAACUUGAAACUGUUCAUGGAAAACAAAAACCCAGAGGAUGAUUUAUUUGACAGAAUUACAACGGUCUACCUCAACAAAACCCUCAAUGAGUCGAUGACGGGACUGACGGCGAAAGUGUUUCGAACCUUCAACGCUUCGACCACACUGCAGGACCAGCUCAAUCAACUCACUACAGACAACAUGAUGGUGGAGGAGAAGAUCUUGUCCUAUAAUCGAGCGAACCGAGCUGUGGCCAUACUGUGUAACCACCAGAGGGCAGCACCCAAAACCUUUGAGAAAUCAAUGCAGCUGCUGCAGGAGAAGAUCCACAAGACACAGAAACACAUAGCAGAAGCCAGAAACGAGCUGAACGUGGCAAAGAGAGGUCAUGAAGACGCUCCGACUGACAGAUCCAAGAAGCUGGUAGAAAAGAAGGAAAAGAUGGUUCAGAGAUUAUAUGAACAGUUGAAGAAGCUGCAGCUGCAGGAAACUGAUCGUGAGGAGAAUAAAGUGAUCGCUUUGGGCACGUCCAAACUCAAUUAUCUGGACCCUCGCAUCACUGUGGCCUGGUGUAAGAAACAUCAUGUCCCCAUUGAAAAAAUCUAUAACAAAACCCAGAGGGACAAGUUCGGCUGGGCCAUUCUCAUGACGGAGGAGCACUUCCAGUUCUGAUGCCUCACAAUGACACCUCGGAGAAUACUUCUGUUGAGAAGAUGUGUCUUUGUUUUCUCCAGCUGGAUUGAUGUACUCAUGAUGUGUCUGUUGUGUAAAAUGAUCAAACGUCUCUAGUAAAAUCAUAUUGUUCUAUUUCGGUUCUUUCUUGCAUGUGAAAUUGAGAUCCUGCGACUUUAGUUUGAGUGACAGCUGUCAUUAAUGAGUCUCGUGCUCGUCGUAAAGAUAAACGUCAGCCGCAGGUUACGUGCAGAUGAUACGUGACGUUUACAUGACCACAUAUACACCCGUGUGCGUUUACAUGACCACAUAUACACCCGUGUGCGUUAACAUGACCACAUAUACACCCGUGUGAGUUUACAUGACCACAUAUACACCCGUGUGCGUUAACAUGACCACAUAUACACCCGUGUGAGUUUACAUGACCACAUAUACACCCGUGUGCGUUAACAUGACCACAUAUACACCCGUGUGAGUUUACAUGACCACAUAUACACCCGUGUGAGUUUACAUGACCGCAUAUACACCCGUGUGAGUUUACAUGACCGCAUAUACACCCGUGUGAGUUUACAUGACCGCAUAUACACCCGUGUGAGUUUACAUGACCGCAUAUACACCCGUGUGCGUUAACAUGACCGCAUAUACACCCGUGUGAGUUUACAUGACCGCAUA
This is a messenger RNA of Xyrauchen texanus (razorback sucker), 2538 nucleotides long. Its product is annotated as DNA topoisomerase 1-like. Gene Ontology annotation, biological process: chromosome segregation; DNA replication; DNA topological change. Bases 58 to 1866 code for a protein of 602 amino acids. The transcript is spliced from 14 exons. Gene Ontology annotation, molecular function: DNA topoisomerase type I (single strand cut, ATP-independent) activity; DNA binding. The record is from RefSeq and is a predicted model, not a curated record. Gene Ontology annotation, cellular component: nucleolus; chromosome. NCBI's taxonomy places the organism in Eukaryota, Metazoa, Chordata, Actinopteri, Cypriniformes, Catostomidae.